Messenger RNA from Diplodia corticola, 1362 nucleotides. RefSeq names its product methionine type. Lineage: Eukaryota; Fungi; Ascomycota; Dothideomycetes; Botryosphaeriales; Botryosphaeriaceae. Gene Ontology annotation, biological process: proteolysis. Gene Ontology annotation, molecular function: metalloaminopeptidase activity. The transcript has 6 exons. The coding region runs from base 1 to 1362 and encodes 453 amino acids. The record is from RefSeq and is a predicted model, not a curated record.
AUGGCGGCCGCAGCAGCAACGGAGGGAAUCAAGGACCUCAAAUUAGAGGAGACCAACGGCAAGCCCGCCGAGGGCGCCCCAGCCAACGGCGCGCCUGUGAAUGGCGACGCUGAGAGCGACGACGACGAGGAAGGCGAUGCUCCUGCCGACGGCGCCCCUACUGGCGAAGCGAAGAAGAAGAAGAAGAAGCCGAGAAAGAAGAAGAAGAAGGGCGGUGCUGGCGGCAGCGCAUCAAAGCAAUCAGACCCGCCGCGUGUGCCAGUGUCGCAGCUGUUCCCCAACGGCCAGUACCCCGAGGGCCAGAUCGAAGAGUACCGCGACGAGAACCUGUACCGCACCACCAACGAAGAGAAGCGCCACCUCGACCGCAUGAACAAUGACUUCCUCAACGAGUACCGCCAGGGCGCCGAGGUCCAUCGCCAAGUGCGCCAGUGGGCCCAGAAGACCAUCAAGCCGGGCAUGACCCUCACCGAGAUUGCCGAGGGCAUCGAGGACGGCGUGCGCCAUCUGACUGGUCAUCAGGGCUUGGAGGAGGGUGAUAACUUGAAGGGUGGGAUGGGCUUCCCUACCGGUCUCAGCUUGAACCACUGUGCUGCGCACUACACGCCCAAUGCCGGCAACAAGAUUGUGCUGCAGCAAGAGGACGUCAUGAAGGUUGAUUUUGGCGCCCAGAUCAACGGCAGAAUCGUCGACAGUGCUUUCACUCUGGCGUUCGACCACAAGUAUGACCCGCUGCUUCAGGCUGUGAAGGAGGCGACCAACACCGGCAUCAAGGCAAGCAUUGACGGCUGUGAAGCUGGUAUUGACGUCCGCAUGUCUGACAUCGGCGCCGCUAUCCAGGAGGUCAUGGAGAGCUACGAAGUCGAGCUUGACGGCCAGACACACCAGGUCAAGUGUAUUCGCAACCUCAACGGCCACAACAUCAACCAAUUCGAGAUUCACGGUGGAAAGAGCGUGCCCAUCGUCAAGGGCUCCGACCAGACCAAGAUGGAGGAGGGUGAAACAUUUGCCAUCGAGACCUUCGGAAGUACCGGAAAGGGUUAUGUCCGGGACGACAUGGAGACAUCGCACUACGCCAGGCGCGUCGACGCUCCCAAGGUGGCGCUGCGCGUCUCGUCGGCUAAGUCGCUUCUCACGUCUAUCAACAAGAACUUCGGUACCCUGCCUUUCUGCCGCAGGUACCUGGACCGUCUGGGCCAUGACAAGUACCUCCUCGGUCUCAACAACCUUGUCCAGAGCGGCAUCGUCGAGGCAUACCCUCCGCUAUGCGAUGUUAAGGGUUCCUACACUGCCCAGUUCGAGCACACCAUCCUUCUUCGUCCCAAUGUUAAGGAGGUCAUCAGCCGGGGCGACGACUACUAA